AUGUUCCAGAGCAUAUUGAAUAGGCUCGUGGAUGGUAUCACUAUCAUGCAGUUAGAUGGAAUAGGCUCAUGGAUGAUAUCACUAUCAUGUACUGCAAAAAUGCAUCGUAUCAUCUUCUCAUCUCUAUUCAGUUUCAAACCAUCUCUAUCAUGGAAAAGAAUCCGAGAGAUCAAGGAAGCGAGCCAAUCCCGUACUCCACAAUCCCUCACCUCAAAAUCCAUAUCAAUAAGAUUUGACAGCACCCUCAAAUUGCACAUCAAAUUUAACCAACGAGUAUUCACCUAUGGGAUUCCAAAUCCAAAUCCAACUCCUAAAUUGUCAAUGACACAGUUAAAUCUUAUCCAGACAAGUCUCCCCAUUUAA
Messenger RNA from Vicia faba (fava bean), 363 nucleotides. Lineage: Eukaryota; Viridiplantae; Streptophyta; Magnoliopsida; Fabales; Fabaceae. The record is from the annotation of a GenBank genome assembly.